This is a messenger RNA of Durusdinium trenchii, 516 nucleotides long. The record is from the annotation of a GenBank genome assembly. Lineage: Eukaryota; Dinophyceae; Suessiales; Symbiodiniaceae.
AUGUUUGGAUGUCCCGACAGAUCCUGCUUUUGCAGCGACCUGCAAGAUAAUUGUUACGAGUGUUGGAUAUGGGACAACUACACGAGCUUCAAUUGCAAAUUCCACGGCCUUUCGCUGAAUCGCUGUCCAAUUACCUCCUUCAUUGCGGUGGCCCACACGUGCUUGCACUUCUGGAUUUGCUCUUGCACAGCCAGGGUUGCCUGGCGCCACAGUAAGGAGCAAAAUGAUGUGUUUGUGGUAUCGUUGUGUGUGAGUGCCACUUCGGUUUUGGUGAUUCUUUAUCACCUGCGUUUCUUGGGCAUAGGGGGAUUACUUCAUCGUUUCCAGCCUGGCUGGAAACUCAUUGUGCAUGGCGAUGUCUGCGGUGGUUCUGGCCUCUCUUCAGGAUGCACAGGACUUCUACCCCAGACUAAGUCAGACCCGGCGGCUUGGUCUUGCCUGCGCUUCAUCAUUCUUGCCGACCAUAUUGACUGUCGAGAUGACCAUUGCAAUGUGGAUGGUUUUCCGUCAAAGUGA